ACGACGUAACCGCAAAUGCCUAUUAAAGCGAGCCGGCAUGACGCUGACCGUCCUUUUGCAUCCGCAGGCCUAGCGGCCGCUCUAUUCCUCAACUCGCUCUAUGGUGGGGCGGAACUGAGGAGUGACGCGCUGCCGCGACUGCUUGCCUGCCGGGCGGGUCCCGUGAUGGCUGGCGGUGGCGCCGCUGCCGCGGUCGCUCUGUCACUGACUGCGCUCCCGACUGGUGCCCUAGGCCCGGCUCUCGGACGAGGACGCGCCGUCGCCAUGGCCGAGGACGAGAACCCGGAGUCCCCCAGCGAAGGGUCAGGAUGGCUAUCCAAUUGGCUGCCUGCUUGGUGUCCUACAUCACUGGUACAUCUUAAAGAUGCUGAAGAGAAAAUUUUGAAAUGUAUCACAAGUCCAUACAGUAAACAAUAUGUCUUCAUAUCCAAUGGAAAUAAAAUAUGGACGCUAACAUUCUCGCAGAACCUCUCACAGAAAACUCCACUUGUUCUUCUCCAUGGGUUUGGAGGAGGUGUUGGACUUUGGGCACUGAACUUUGAAGAUCUUUGUGAAAAUAGGACUGUGUAUGCAUUUGAUCUCUUGGGAUUUGGACGCAGUAGUAGACCACAGUUUGACACUGAUGCAGAAAUAGCAGAAAACCAAUUUGUAGAUUCGAUUGAAGAAUGGAGGCGGAAAAUGGGCUUGGACAGAAUGAUUUUACUUGGACACAACCUGGGUGGAUUCCUGGGAGCUGCUUACUCACUGAAGUACCCAUCAAGAGCAAAACAUCUUAUAUUAGUGGAGCCAUGGGGUUUUCCAGAGAGGCCUUCCAGUGCUGAACAUGAGAGGUCCAUUCCAAUCUGGAUCAAAGCACUUGGAGCAGUUUUGAGUCCAUUUAAUCCAUUGGCUGGUCUCAGACUAGCAGGACCCUUUGGAUUGGGCCUCGUACAGCGUAUUCGACCUGAUUUCAAGCGAAAGUACUCAUCCAUGUUUGAUGAUGAUACAGUCACUGAAUACAUCUACCAUUGUAACGUGCAGACACCAAGUGGCGAAACAGCUUUCAAGAACAUGACAGUUCCAUAUGGAUGGGCAAAAAGGCCAAUGCUACAGCGGAUUGCCCAUAUGAACCAAGUCAUUCCUAUCACUGUGAUUUAUGGGGCACGAUCAUGCAUAGAUGGCAAUUCUGGGACCACCAUCCAGUCUCUACGACCAAAUUCAUAUGUGAAAACAAUAGCUAUCCUUGGUGCAGGUCAUUAUGUGUAUGCUGAUCAACCUGAAGAUUUCAACCAGAAAGUUAAAGAGAUCUGCAGUUCUAUGGACUGACAUCAUUCUAUUCUUGAGAAAAUCCAGUCAUGGACACAAUUCAGAGCAAUACUUUGUAGUACAUUAUAAAAGUUAAGGAAUACAGCAGUUUAGAAACAAACAUAGAUUUUGUUUGCACCAUUUCUUUCAAAAUGUUUGCACACUUUAAACCAUACAGUGCCUUUUGCUGGAAUGGGGAGAUAACACUUUGUACAUUUUAGUUUGAUUCUGUUCUUUGUAUAUUUAGAUAAGGUGCUUGUCUCUAUAUAUACAUAUAUUAAACACAACAUUUUAAAACUGGAUUUUUUUAUUUUAAAGAAUGUAGAGCUUUUAAAAUUGUGCUCUCUACGUACAGGAAGAAUUUCAGUAUUCAUCAUUCUUAUUAAAAUACUUAGUAAAGUUGUAGUCUGGCUACUUUGGCAUUCAGUAUCCAUAUGUUGUAGUUCUACAUUUUUAAGAAUCUGAAAGUGUUUUACAGUUUUUCUUUUGAAUAGGGAGAAUGUAUUUAGAAUAUCUUCACAUUUUAUUGUACCUUAUGAAGUGGACUUUGCCAAAAUAAUUAACAUUGAUGAGCACCCAGGAAAAGAACAAAAGUAGAGCCAUUGCUGUUCACUGCAGUAAUUGCUGUCCUUGGGUGUUCAGGAGCUGCAUUUUGUAAGAUGUUAGUACUGCUGAUAACUUGUGCUUUUACAUAGACAUUGUAAAAUCUGAAGACAACAUGCCUUUGCGUAACCUGUUCAUUUGGUGAUAUGAUUAUUGCAAGAUAUAUUGCUGACUCAAUUCUCACAUUUUUACAUGUUGACUAGAAUUCCAUGUUUGAUUAGUCCUUGGAUAAAAUGAUCCCUAAUGUUUGGAUGAAUAUGCUUUUUCUUAUAAAUUACUGGAAUUUUGAGCCAGUCUAACUGGAAAAUGUCUAACUGUUAAAACCCAAGUAUCCUGUAAGAAGAAGGCAUCUUAGAUUAAAUAAUACAAAUGAAUCAAGAAACAUUACCUCAGAAUUUUUUUAUUAAAAUACUUGAUUUUAUGCAGUGUUUUUAAUAAGAGCUUGUUUCGGCUCCGGUUCUUUACAAAACUGUCUAUUUUUAGGUACUUGGUUAAAAAUAAGAUUUUUUGUGUCAACGUAAUGACAAGUGGAAUGGCUUGUAAACCAAACUGUCUACGCAAUAACUUAUUGGUUAGCUUUGAAUGUUGAAAUAACUACUGAAUCUUCAAUCUUUAUUAUAUAAAGCCAACUAGUCUCAAAUAAUGCUUGAAAAUCAGUUAUUUUGCUGUCUCAUGUAGGUAUAAUAUCAGAUUGUAUUAAAGUAAUGGAAAGUGUUCCCUGUGCAAGAGAUUUGCUUUCCUGGUACUAUGAUAAAAUCAAACAGUUGCCAAAACUUCCUUGAUUGUGAAGUUAAGUGUGUGCUGAAUGUUGUCAGCAUUGUGUCGUUCUGAUUACUUUUUCUUUCUUUUUUAAAACAGUAUUGCAUAGUAAACUCCUGUGUUCAGAACUAAAA
Messenger RNA from Rhineura floridana, 2780 nucleotides. RefSeq names its product abhydrolase domain containing 5, lysophosphatidic acid acyltransferase (gene ABHD5). Gene Ontology annotation, biological process: negative regulation of triglyceride storage; positive regulation of triglyceride catabolic process. Gene Ontology annotation, cellular component: lipid droplet. The record is from RefSeq and is a predicted model, not a curated record. NCBI's taxonomy places the organism in Eukaryota, Metazoa, Chordata, Lepidosauria, Squamata, Rhineuridae. The coding region runs from base 16 to 1305 and encodes 429 amino acids. The transcript has 7 exons.